Messenger RNA from Corticium candelabrum, 2060 nucleotides. RefSeq lists its product as uncharacterized. The coding region runs from base 19 to 1713 and encodes 564 amino acids. Lineage: Eukaryota; Metazoa; Porifera; Homoscleromorpha; Homosclerophorida; Plakinidae. The record is from RefSeq and is a predicted model, not a curated record. The transcript is spliced from 9 exons.
UGUGGACAAAAUUCCAUAAUGCGUGGCCACUUACAGUUGGUAGUGGUCUUUAGUUUCGUCUACGUUGCAGCAUCAGUGGUCCCUUUGUACCGUUACUUCAGCUCUUCCCAUGAGGAUAACGUGCUGAUAGCGACGCAAGCGACACUGCAUCAGCUACAGAGUAGCAACUACUCGUUCGUCUCUUCCUGUUCAGAUGCUUCAUCAAACACAACUCAUUCUACUUACACGAUUCCACUAUACACAUACUACAAUCACAAGUACAGAGAUUAUGCUAAUGUUGCAAUGCCAUCAUCUAUUGAUCUACUUCAAAGAGCUGAGUACAAGUUUGUUCGCAUUGAGGGCUAUGUCUACUACGAUGGCUCUAUUCUUAUUGAUGGAACCGUUGCCACAGCUCUUAAUCUCUAUUGGAGUGAGGAGAAGCACGAUUACUUUCUUACUGGGUGUGCUGAAGAUGUAGAGAAUGCAACUAAGUUGGGCUAUCAAUAUCUGGGUGUGGAAGGAUAUUCACCUGUGGAAUAUACCGAGUGGAAUAGUCAAGCUCCUGAUGGUUGUCCGUUUCAGCAGUCACCUGUGCUUAGUAACAUUUCAUUUAGUCCUCGGUAUGGAGCAUAUGGUGGGGCUGACACAUGGUAUCCUAGCUGGGCAAGCGACGAUAAUUUGUAUUCCUCGUGGACAGAUGGGACUGUGAAUGACAUUCAAGGAGGCAAUGGUCAACACACUACUGGGUUUGCUGUAGCUAUUGGAAGUGAUCCACUCAGUCUCACUAUUGCCAAUGUUGGAACAUUUCAAAGCUUUCCAGCUCCAUACAAGGGUCGUUAUCCAUCAGCUAAUUUUGUCCAUCAAGGAGUUUGGUAUUAUGGAACUUAUGCUUUGGAUAAUCCUACAAUUCCUCCUAAUCCACCACCAAACUGUGGCAAUUGGUGUGUCCAGGGUCCUUUUAUUGAUUUUCGGUAUUCGACUGUUGUUAGUCCAAAGACACCUCCUCAGUGGUACGAGCCUCGAGUAGACAUGUCUUCAGCUACUGACAACCUUUUCCAAGAGAGCAGCAUGAAUAACCAGAAAGUGAAGUUUGGAGCACCGCAUGUUGUUGAUUUUGGAAAAGAAUUAGAAUAUUCUCCUGACAAGAAAGUUUAUAUAAUUGCACACGGAGCAACUCGCAGUGCAGCUCAUCAGUCAUGGAUGCAGGGAGAUGAAAUCUAUUUAGCUCGUGGUGUUCCAAGUCCUGCCACUAUCAAUAAUCUUUCUAUGUGGGAAUUUUAUGCCGGCAAAGAUGAUACUGGAUAUGACAUUUGGAUGCAUGAUUUGUCAGCAGCGAAGCCAAUCUUUACAUGGGAAAAUAAAACAGGAGUUGUCACACUAACAUAUCUUCCUGCUCUACGUCGCUUCAUUAUGUGUGUGUCUACACCAACGUUUCCUCCAUACACAGUCAAGCAGUUUGACACUUACCUCCUGGAAUCAGUCAAUAUUACUGGUCCCUACAAUAUCAUCACAUAUAUGAGAGAGUUCGGACCAGAAGCAUAUUUUGUGCACAUCCCCAGCAAGUUUGCAGAUAGUUCUCCAGUUGUGGUUAAUGGUACAACGUAUUACCGCUUCUAUUUGUCAUAUUCUGCAAACUUUGCUAUGCACAAUGUCACAGCUAAUCCUCCUGGAUCUGGAUAUCAUUGGACAUUACAGGAAACACGACUGAUGUUUAAAAACACAACUGUGGGUUAGAGCAGCAGGUUUGUAAAAACUUUAUUUGCAUGCAUGACUGUUUUGUGCUGUGUGAAGAUCACAAUGUUUUUGGUGUUAAGAACUUUGAUUAUGUCAAUGUGUCAUUAUGGCAGGUUGUAAUCGUAUUGUAACCAUAUCAAAAUUGAACAUUACAGAGCAAUGCGCAGUAAUAUUGACUGUGGUGUUGAGCCUUGACAAAGAUUGUGUGUGGUGUGUUGGGUGUGGGUCAGUGAAAGUGAUGCACUUUGAGUCUGAGACUGUAUAAUAAAGUUCUGUAUCUCUUUUCCCAAUUGUAAUAAAUCAUUAUCUUAGAGUGUGAACAGUCUUGUUCUUACUCUUAACACACG